UUACCUUUUCCCCUACUUGCAACGGCGUUCGUUUUUUCCCUAAUCAUCUCUAUCACAUAACUUUCGUCCAAUAGUUAACUACUCUUUCUAGUAUUUCAUUCCCUUAGAUACCAUACUUUUGGUUAACCAAAAAAACAAAAAAGGUAAAAAGAAAGCAUGACUAUGGCCAUUGAUUGUAUGGUAACAAGAAUCAAGUCACCCAUGACACAAACAUCUAAAGAAAAAUUCACAGAAGAUGAGAAAAGACCACUGAUUUUCGACUCGUCCGUGCUAAAAUAUGAGUUCAAUAUUCCUAGACAAUUCAUAUGGCCAGACCACGAGAAGCCUUGUGCUGGGGCACCUGAACUUGAUGUCCCACUAAUCGAUUUAGGAGCUUUCCUUUCUGGCGACCCAAUUGCAGCUAAGAAAGUAUGUACACUCGUUGAUGAAGCAUGCAGGAACCACGGUUUCUUUCUCGUGGUGAACCAUGGAGUUGACACUAACCUUAUUUCACUUGCACAUAGUUAUAUGGAUAUGUUCUUUGAAUUGCCACUUUCUGAUAAGCAAAAGGCUCAAAGGAAGAGAGGAGAGCAUUGUGGUUAUGCUAGUAGCUUUACUGAAAGGUUUUCAUCUAAGCUACCUUGGAAAGAAACACUCUCUUUUCCAUAUUCUGCCGAAGAAGGCUCGUCAGACAUGGUUGACGAGUACUUCCUCAAGACAAUGGGUAAAAAUUUUUGCCAUAUCGGGAACGUUUACCAAGAAUACUGCAAUGCCAUGAGCACACUCUCUUCUGGAAUCAUGGAACUCUUGGGAGUGAGCCUGGGUGUGAGCCAGAACCAUUUCAAACAGUUCUUUGAAGAAAAUGAAUCCAUAAUGAGACUCAACUAUUACCCACCAUGCCUAAAACCAGACCUCACCUUAGGAACUGGACCACAUUGUGAUCCAACAUCAUUAACCAUCCUUCAUCAAGACAGUGUUACUGGGCUUCAAGUUUUCAUGGAAAACCAAUGGCGCUCCAUUAGUCCUAAUCUCAGCGCUUUUGUCGUUAACAUAGGCGACACUUUUAUGGCACUUUCAAAUGGAAGGUACAAAAGUUGCUUACACAGAGCGGUAGUAAACAACAAAACACCUAGGAAAUCUCUUGCUUUUUUUCUUUGCCCUAAGAAGGAUAAGGUGGUGAGUCCACCAACAGAAUUGGUGGACUCCAAUAAUCCUAGAAUAUAUCCUGAUUUCACAUGGCCUACACUCCUUGAGUUUACACAGAAGCAUUAUAGAGCUGAUAUGAACACCCUCCAAUUCUUCUCCAAUUGGCUUCAACAAAGAACUCCAGAGAUUUAAGGCCUUAGUCUUUUGUUUAAAGUUCAGUAUGCACGAUAGUAUAGAUUUCUUACGGUAUUAAAUAGUUGACUUACGAAAUCAAGCAACUCUUUAUUGCAAGUAAGAUAAGAUAACCUAAAAAAUAACAUAAAAAUUCGUCAAAUUACACUUAUACUAAUGUAAAUAUUCUUUACACUAUCAAUAGUAUAAUUUAUCUAUUGCAACAUUUUAUAUACUUUUUCUCGGUUAGUUGAGUAAUCUUAUUAUAUGCAAUUAUUUACUGCCAUAGCUCACUUUAAUAUGAUGGUGUGAUUUGUUUUUGGUAUAUAUUUACGUAAAUUCUCUCAAACAAAGAUGCCGAUGUCGAAAUUGAAUGAACUAAUUAAGUUUGACUAAGUUAAAGAGUGAAAAUUGGUGGGUGGAAUAACGAGACCUCACGGGAUUAUUUUUUCUUCUUUCAAGAAAUUGACUACACUUUGCAUGGACUCCAUAAAGACAUUGAUAACAAAAAUAUCCAAAAGAUUAGAUGGGGUGCAGGAAAGAACAAUAUUGCUCCAGUGAUAAGAAUGAGAAUCUCAAGCCCUAGAUAGGACAUAGAUUAAUACAUACGAGUAUUGGGAAUGGGCAGAGCUUCCAGUGUUGGGAAUGGAUAUAUCUUCGUGCUAGUGUAUUUGGUUUUAUCCUUGUCCAUUUGUUUUUAAUAUCUGGAGAUUUGGAUUGUUGUGGAGUUAUGGAUUGCGUAGGAACAGGAUAUUGCCCUGCUCUUUGUCCUUGUCUGUGCAAUCCUGCUUUUAUAUUUCUUCAUAUUAAACAAAGCUGAGGCUCGUGUGGCCAAAAAU
Molecule: messenger RNA, 2135 nt
Organism: Lycium barbarum (goji berry)
Lineage: Eukaryota; Viridiplantae; Streptophyta; Magnoliopsida; Solanales; Solanaceae
Product: gibberellin 20 oxidase 1-like
Exons: 3
Coding region: 157-1317 (386 amino acids)
Biological process (GO): gibberellin biosynthetic process; flower development; response to light stimulus
Molecular function (GO): gibberellin 20-oxidase activity
Source: RefSeq, a predicted model, not a curated record